UCUCUACACUGGUUUCUCAGCCUUUAUUCGCAAAUUCCACUGCAUAUUUAAACUGCCUACUUAGCUGGUUUACCACUUACUAGUCUUCAUGCUUCCAACCUGUGCAAAAUCAAAUUUUGCAAAUUUAAAAAAAAACAUACGUGCAAAAUUUCAAGUGAAUUAUGGCAAAUUUUUUGCGUGAUGCACUUUUGUGCUGUGCAUUCUACCUGGUGGCGAAUGGAAUCACGGUUGAACAAGAUAUGACCCUUACCAAUUCGCAGGCAAAGAUUCUGGAGCAGUUUAAAUCUCGACUGCAAGACAAAUUGCCGCAUGCCUACAUGAGGACGGACUUUUACUUAAUCAAGUGGCUGUUAGAUUCUAAUUAUCAGUUGGAUUUAGCAGAAGAAAAAUUACUUAGAAACUUGAAAUGGAGGAAGGACGAGGGGAUGGAUGAUGGCAUUCAUUAUGAAGACUGGAGCGAUAUUUGGGAUGAGGAAGCUCGAUACAGUCUCGACGGACGAGAUAAGCAGGGACGUCCAUUGCUGUACGUCCCCAUAAAACACCUUGACUUCAGAAGUCUCGUCAUUUCCCAGCGGGCUGAGAGAUUUCAUCGAUACGUUAACAAGGCGAUGGACGAAGCUUGUUCCCUGGUCCAAGAAUUGUACGAGAAACACGGCAACAUUUCGAGAGGAAUGGCAAUCUUUGACCUGGAAGGGUUCAACCUCGUGCAGCACGGUUGUUUCAGAUGUCUCCCACAUUUUAUUCGGAUGUGGACCAGCUUUGUAGACCACUGGCCAAAAUGUGUUGGUGACAUGUUCCUUAUCAAUGCUCCUGAACCUUUCGUUCACCUGCUAAAUAUUGCGAAACCAUUUUCCCCUAAGGAAAUUUUGGAAAAUUUACAUGUUUUUGGGUCAAAUAAGAACGCGUGGAAAGCAGAGCUGAGAAAGUAUUUUGAUCCCGAGCAACUUUCAACGUCGUUGGGAGGGACGAAGACAUACGAUUGGGUGGAAGAAUGAGUGAGAUUUACCAAAAUAGUUGUGUUCCCGAAAAAUUGGUAAAAAACAUGAUUUGCUAAUAGAAAUAAAAAUAGUUGAUUCAAUCUGUCAGAUACA
This is a messenger RNA of Folsomia candida, 1091 nucleotides long. RefSeq names its product SEC14-like protein 4. The transcript is spliced from 7 exons. The coding region runs from base 162 to 995 and encodes 277 amino acids. The record is from RefSeq and is a predicted model, not a curated record. NCBI's taxonomy places the organism in Eukaryota, Metazoa, Arthropoda, Collembola, Entomobryomorpha, Isotomidae. Gene Ontology annotation, cellular component: cytoplasm.